Molecule: messenger RNA, 2038 nt
Organism: Neltuma alba
Lineage: Eukaryota; Viridiplantae; Streptophyta; Magnoliopsida; Fabales; Fabaceae
Product: phosphatidylinositol 4-kinase gamma 1-like
Exons: 2
Coding region: 143-1753 (536 amino acids)
Source: RefSeq, a predicted model, not a curated record
AAGUUAGCCUAGCGAUGAAUUCAAUCGGCAUUCAAAUUUUAUGAAGCAGCAUUCACGAUGUCAUCGCCCCAAGAAAACUGAUCUUCAGAGAAUUUUGUGAGAAGAACUUGACUUGGAAUGCACUGCUGCCAUUUCCAUCUGAAUGAGAUUGUUUGAAAUGGCUGUAGCCAUUGAUCAACAUCAUGGAUUUAAGCCAUUUAGUCGAUCCUAUGAAUGCAUGCUUCAACCCUGCGGUCCCCAUGAUCAUAACAUUCUAGAACUUAGCCAAACUAGUCAUACCUUCAAACCAGCAUUUGAAGCGGAUAAUAUCCACCGCAGUUCCUCCACUCCAUGUCUAUCUUUAACCACUUCAACGGAAGAAGAGCUUGGUUCUUAUCCAAGGAUUGCGAUGGUUGGUGGACGUGGAGCUCCUUCACAUGCUCUUGUUGUUGAGGUUGCCAUAGCUAUGGCCUCUGGUGUUUGCCCUCAACCACUGUCAAAGGGGCUAGGUGGUGCCUAUGUUUUCUGCAGCCAAAAUGGUGAUCGCAUUGCUGUGGCAAAGCCAGCAGAUGAAGAACCUUUAGCCUUAAAUAACCCAAAAGGCUUGGGGGGUCGAAUGCUGGGCCAACCUGGAUUGAAAGGCUCAAUUCGGGUGGGUGAAAGUGGCAUACGUGAAUUGGCUGCUUAUCUCCUUGACUAUGAAAGCUUUGCUGGAGUACCUCCAUCAGCCUUCGUAAAAUUCUGCAAUGCUCCCUUUUUUGUUAAUGGUGCAGCUGAAGUUCCUCCCACACAUUGUAAAAUUGCUUCCCUCCAUCGCUUUGUUGAUCAUGAAUUUGACGCGGGAGAGUUGGGUCCUUCUUUUUACUCAAUUGCGUCAGUUCAUCGGAUUGGGAUUUUAGACAUUAGACUUCUAAAUCUUGACAGACAUGCAGGUAAUAUGCUUGUAAAGAGAAAUAGCCACAAGGGCAAUGGAGUUGCUGAGCUUGUUCCCAUAGACCAUGGACUUUGCCUGCCUGAAUGGAUGGAUGAUCCAUAUUUUGAGUGGCUGCAUUGGCCACAAGCCUCAAUUCCUUUCUCAGAUUCCGAACUUGAGUACAUAUCCAAACUUGAUCCAUUUAGAGAUGCAGAACUGUUAAGAACCGAGCUUCCUCUGCUGAGGGAAUCCUCUAUACGGGUUCUUCUGGUUUGCACCAUCUUCUUAAAGCAAGCUGCUACUGCUGGCCUUUGUCUUGCUGAUAUAGGUCAAAUGAUGACUCGAGAAUUUCGUGGAGGAGAAGAAAAACCAAGUGAAGUAGAAAAUAUUUGUUCGCGAGUCAUGUCUAGCAUCCCUUAUGUUUGCAACAAUGGGAGAAGAAAAGAAGAAACUGAAAACGAGUCUAAAAUGUUUCAAUUUGAUAAUGAAAUUCAAGAUGGAUCUAUUGAAGGGUUGGGACUUCCUCAAUUGUUGCAGACCCAUCAUGGAGCAUCUCAGGUACCCAAAACGCGAAGGCUUUCAUUUGCAGGAUCGAUGAAUGGAUUUGCAGUACUGCCUCCAUUGAACGACAAAAACGGUAAUCCUACUACAAAUAUUUAUACAGGAAAAACCAAAGAGAACACUGAGAGUCACACUGAGGAGAGUAGAGAUAGAAGUUCGAAUUUCUCUUCGUGGAGCCAAAAUUUUGAAAGUGGCGGCCUUUCCUUUGCAAGGCUGAACCUAACCGAAUGGGAGUUGUUUUUGGAGAUUUUUGAGAAGCUUUUGCCUGCUGUAUUUGAGGCUAAGAAGCGUAAAAAAUGAACCAAAAGUUGGAACCUCAUCCAAGUUAAGGAAUGUUUUCAAAGCCAGAGAUGAAUCACCAUCGCUUGUAGUUGUACAUUGGUACCUAGUUUAGGUUUAUAUAUGUUUGCUCGAGUUCUAUAUCACGCAAUAAUGGAAUAGCGAUUGGGCAGGCUGAGAGGGCCAAUGCCAUCCUUUCCAUUUUCACCUUAGCAAUCAAUAUAGCAUUGUAUACUAAUGUUUAUGGAAUUGGUUGCUGCAUUGUUUUGUGUAUAAUUUAUCUUGGUGAUUCAAAUUAAUUUCAAA